CCAUACAGCUUUCGGUGUGUUUUUCAGUUCAUUACUCUCUCAGUUUUCAUUUUAGAUUACCUCUCUCUCUCUCUCUCUCUCUCUCUCUCUCUCUCUCUCUCUCUCUCUCUCUCUCUCUCUCGCGGUUGUUUUCUUCAAUCAUACAAACAAAUUCCCCAAGGUUUUGAGAUCAAUCUCAUGGAGGAUCGCAAAGAGAAAGUGGCUCCAUGGCUGAGUGUUCCACAAUUUGGAGAUUGGGAGCAAAAGAGAGAGGUGCCUGAUUAUUCGGUUGAUUUCUCAAAAAUAAGGGAAAAUAGGAAACAGCACAAAAGGGAUUUGUCAAGGGCAAGCAUUGGCAAUGAGGAGCAACUGAUGGCCUCAUCAGCCACUUCCACCACCACCACCACCACCACAGACGCAUCUCAUUUUCAUGCUCAUGAGAAUCAUCAAUUGAAUCAUUCAAACACCAACUCCCCAACGACAAGGAAGAGCAUACUAAGCUACUUCAACUGUUGUGUGAAAGCAUGAUCACAACCUCAAAGUUCACCAAUCUUGACUAAUGCUGUGUUGGUUUCUCUCAGGUUUUUUUUUUGUUUUCACAUUUGGUUUGUGAGUUACUAUAUGAACAAGGAACUCCUUUAAUUGAAGCUAGAUAGAUAUAUAAUUCUUCUUUAUUUCUUGCUCCUAACCUACUUUUCACUGGAAAAAAAAAGGAGAAAAAAAGAAGAAAAUGUUGAACCUUUUCUUGUGGGUAUGUAAUAUGCAUUCUUAAUAGAAUGUAAUUA
Molecule: messenger RNA, 764 nt
Organism: Cucurbita pepo subsp. pepo (vegetable marrow)
Lineage: Eukaryota; Viridiplantae; Streptophyta; Magnoliopsida; Cucurbitales; Cucurbitaceae
Source: RefSeq, a predicted model, not a curated record